Messenger RNA from Anisakis simplex (herring worm), 270 nucleotides. NCBI's taxonomy places the organism in Eukaryota, Metazoa, Nematoda, Chromadorea, Rhabditida, Anisakidae. The record is from the annotation of a GenBank genome assembly.
AUGUGCAUAUUUCAGCGUCCUAGCAAGGCGAAUCUUCGAAUCAAAUUCCCAAGCUACAAAUCAGCCGGCGUGAAAUUCACCGAGGAAAAGAAUGAACAAGGACAUAAAUGCUUCCGAAUGAGCGGUGGCAAAGUUGAGGUAUUCCCACCGGGUCUUGACGGAAAUUCAAAAUACUACGUGCAUCUGGAGACACGUAUUGGUAUUCACGGUAAACCAGAAAGAUGUGUGAACGCAGAUAAAGAGGGUUGUGGUGGUAUCGGCUCAUGGUAA